This is a messenger RNA of Corapipo altera (White-ruffed manakin), 970 nucleotides long. RefSeq names its product translation initiation factor IF-2-like. NCBI's taxonomy places the organism in Eukaryota, Metazoa, Chordata, Aves, Passeriformes, Pipridae. The record is from RefSeq and is a predicted model, not a curated record. The transcript is spliced from 5 exons. Bases 4 to 927 code for a protein of 307 amino acids.
AGCAUGUCCCAGCACAUCCCAGUGUGUCCCAGUGUGUCCUGGGACAUCCCAGUGUGUCCCAGUAUGUCCCAGUGUGUCCUGGCAUGUCCCGGGACGUCCCAGUGUGUCCCAGUGUGUCCCGGGAUAUCCCGUUAUGUCCCAGUGUGUCCUGGCAUGUCCCGGGACAUCCCAGUAUGUCCCAGUGUGUCCCGGGAUAUCCCAGUAUGUCCCAGUGUGUCCUGGCAUGUCCCGGGACAUCCCAGUGUGUCCCGGAACGUCCCAGCGUGUCCCCCCCCGCUGUCCCCGCGUCCCCAGUGCCAGGGGACACCCCUGUCCCCUGCGUGUCCCCUGCGUGUCCCCCGGGCGUGGCCUCGAUGUCCCCGGGCCCCCCGAGUGGGGCCAGGGCUGGGGACAGACCGGGAGGUGGCACCGGCUGUGACCCGAGGACGGGACACAGAGAUGGCACCGGGAUGUGACAUGGGACACAGGACAGAGAUGGCACUGGGAUGUGACAUGGAGAUGGCACCAGGAUGUGACACAGGGACACAGGACAGAGAGAUGGCACCGGGACGUGACACGGGACAAAGAUGGCACCAGGACAUGGCACGGGACAGAGAUGGCACCGGGCUGCGACCCAGAGAUGGCACUGGGUGUGACACAGAGGUGGCACCAGGAUGUGACAAAGGACACAGGACAGAGGUGGCACCGGGUGUGACACAGGGACACAGAGAUGGCACCGGCUGUGACACAGAGGUGGCACCGGGUGUGACACAGGUGGCACGGGGCUGUGACCCGGGCACCCGGUGCCACAGGACACCCGGAGCGGUGACGGGGACAGGCCGUGGGGACACACCCAGAGGUGCCACCCCAGGGCCACGCCCCAGGCCCGAGACACGAGGGGACUUUGGGGGCACUUUGGGGACACGGCCCAGGGCGGGGCAGCGGUGACACGGUGACAAUCAGGGGCGGGGCCACCUCGGCGCCGUGUCCC